Molecule: messenger RNA, 1616 nt
Organism: Oryza brachyantha (malo sina)
Lineage: Eukaryota; Viridiplantae; Streptophyta; Magnoliopsida; Poales; Poaceae
Exons: 5
Coding region: 240-1304 (354 amino acids)
Source: RefSeq, a predicted model, not a curated record
AUCGAGCAGCCCGCGAGUUCUACGACUGCCUCGCCAUCUCCACACCCCCCGCAGAACACCAGGGUACAAUCGCUAUCGUAUCCGUUCCGAUCAGUUCCCCACUGCCGGCGUUCGACAUGGACGCUUCACGUGCCACAGGCCAACCGGCGGCCAUGUAAACCUGAUCGCAAGAGGUGACGGCUUCACGCGGCACACUGACAAGUGACGGGUGAGGUUCGUAGAUCGACCAGGAAUUCGCGAUGGUUGCGCCCUCCAAGUUAGUGCUGAUCACUGCGGCGGCGCUGCUGGGCUGGGCGUACAAGGCCGCCCGGCCGCCGCCUCCGGCGAUAUUGGGCGGUCCGGGAGGGCCACCAGUCACCUCCCCGAGAGUCCAGCUCGAGGACGGUAGGCAUCUGGCAUACAGGGAAGCCGGGGUCGCCAGGGAGACUGCCAAGUACAAGAUCAUCUUCUUCCAUGGCUUCGCCAGCACCAAGGAAUCCGACUUUCCGGUGUCUCAAGAGCUGGCAGAGGAGCUGGGGAUUUACCUGUUGUACUUCGACAGGGCCGGGUAUGGCGACAGCGACGCCAACCCAAAGCGUGGGCUGAAGAGUGACGCCACGGACGUCGAGGAGCUCGCGGACAAGCUGCAGCUCGGGGAUAAGUUCUAUGUGGUCGGGACUUCCAUGGGCGGCUACGUUGUGUGGAGCUGUCUCCACUACAUACCGCACAGGCUGGCCGGCGCGGCGCUGGUCGUGCCAGCGGUGAACUACUGGUGGCCGAUGCCUGCCGCUGUGUCGGCCAGUGCGUACAGCAAGCUGGACGUCGGGGACCGGAGGACGUUCUGGAUCGCGCACCGCAUGCCUUGGCUGUUCUACGCCUGGCUCAAGCAGAAAUGGUUCAGGAUCUCGCCGGUCAUCGAGGGGAAGCCCGAGGCUUUCACUGAAAAGGACCGGGAGAUCCUAACUGAGAUUCAGAGAAAGGAACAGGAGACUGGCCAAGUGGACAGGCGUUCUCAGGGCAAGGCAACGCAGCAGGGAGCCUACCACUCGCUGUGCCGCGACGCCACGAUCCUGUUCGGCGCGUGGGAGUUCGAACCUACGGCGAUGGAGGACCCGUUCCCCAACGGGGAGGGCGUCGUCAGCAUCUGGCAGGGGCGCGAGGACAAGAUCGUGCGGGUCGAGGUGCAGCGCUACGUGGCGGAGAAGCUCCCGUGGGUACGGUACCACGAGCACCCCGAGGGCGGCCACCUCUUCAUGGGCGCGGACGGUGUGGGCGACAUGGUCAUCCGGGAGCUCUUGCUCGGCGAGGAGCCGCGAGAUUUGUAGAGCGGUAGUGUGGGGAUCCAGUUUGUGUACCUAUAUUGGACUACAGAAGUAGAGAGAGCGGAACACAAGCCCACAAACUCACAAAUAUAAAUUCACAUAGAUUGGAGGAAGAAUAUUUAGGUAUUUAGGUGCAAGCGGCGAUCGUUGAUGAAAUAAUUUUUCGCCGGGACAGUUGCUGACGAAAUAAAUAUAUUGGGUCUCUUUUUAAAAGAAGGUCCACACAUUUGCGCGGCUAGAUUUAAUUUAUUUAUGUGUUUUUUGCUUAUAUUAGUUUUAAUUUCUUUUGUUGUUCAGACUCCCGGUAUACUUUUA